AUGUCAUUGAACGUACCUGAUAGUGUUCCGCAUCUAGCUCCCAUUCACUCCAAAUCGAAUCGACAAUCAGCAGCGACACACCCAGGCAGCAGUUCUGGAAGUUCAAAUGGUGGCCAUAAUUUGGGCCUCUCACCAGCCUCAUCAACGAUACCACACAGUGUAAACACCGCAACAUUGUUGUCGAAUGCAGUUAGCCCAUCAACAUCAUCGUCAUCCUCGGUGGGAACAGCUCAUUUGCCUACGGCCCAAUUUGUGGUUAACGACAAGGAUGCUGCUGUUCAAGAAGUUCUAAAACAUUUCUCAGCCGCAGCUGCUGCUGCAGCGGCAUCCGUUGUGGAUGAUGAUUUAGGAGAUUCUUAUCAAAUUAUAAAUGAUUUGAAGCGGGAAGUGAAUCCCUCAAUUGGACAAGGGCCACAGACUCUACCCACACCACCACCUCCGCCAUCCUCCUCUUCCCCUGGAAAUGUCAAUUACCCUUGGAAUAUGUUCGAGCGACCAUCAUACUACAAUCCCAUGCCAUUACCACCCAUGUCACCAAUGGCAGCCCUAUUUCCUCACCUCUUCAAUCCCUUUGAAAGCUAUCACCCUUCUCCGUUUCCGGUGACACCACGUUUUAUGCCCUUUAUGAGUUAUGCCCAACCGAUAUUGGUACCCUAUCCCUUCUAUAUGGCACCGGAGAUGUUUUAUCCAGGCUAUUCAGCUCCCUCUACACCCUUGCCCUCUGAAUAUGAAGAUUCCAUGUCUCGUGGUGCCGGCUCCGGCAGAAGACCUUCAGCUUCUUCAUCCACCUCUCACCCAUCCUCUUCUAACUACCCACGUAAUUCACCCAUAUACUAUGUACGUUUACCUCCCACACCCUACAUGUUUUUGCCAAGUUUGGGUUUAGGUGCUGCCACCUCACCCGGAUAUUCGGCUAUGUUACCCUAUCAAUCGCUACCCUCAUUCCCACCCUUCUCGCCGGUAUUCAAUGUCCCUAUCAACUUUUUGGCAAACGGAAAACCGGGUAAUGUCUAUCAAAUUGGUGGGUCACCCAAUGAUUUGCAGUAUCCCAAUGUACCACCAAAUUAUCCUAGCCGUGUAUCUGCCGCACCAGCACCACCUCCUCCACCACCACCCGCACAUUCAUUUGCCAAUGGAUAUAGGCCCACAACUUCGACUCAUAAUUAUUUUAAUAUACCACCCAGCUCUGGAUCAUCACAUAAUUAUGCUUCAUAUUCACCACCAGCAUCGCAGGCUCAGUCUCCCGGGCCCGCCGUUCAGCAUCAACCGGAUUCGAAAUUAACGUCAUUGAAGCGUCCAUAUUUGUUUAAUGGCCGCCCUGAGGAUAUCUACAUUUUACCAAAUAAUUUCAAUCCAUUGUACUCUUCGGAAAAUAGUUAUUAUUAA
This is a messenger RNA of Musca vetustissima, 1386 nucleotides long. RefSeq lists its product as uncharacterized. Bases 1 to 1386 code for a protein of 461 amino acids. Lineage: Eukaryota; Metazoa; Arthropoda; Insecta; Diptera; Muscidae. The transcript is spliced from 2 exons. The record is from RefSeq and is a predicted model, not a curated record.